UAAACAGAGCGAAGCUGCCGAAACCAAAUUUGAUCAAACUUGUUAGCCAGACGCCAUAUUUUUGUAAUUUGACGAUGGAAAGAACAUAGUAAGGAAAUUAUUUCCACAGAAAACUCCAUUCCAACACAUUACAGCUGAGAAAAAGCUGGUGUUCAAGAAAGUUGUGUAGAGUUUUUAUCAUAAAAUGACGAUUUUACCGAAAAAGAAAACAACUAAAGACAAGAAUGAAGAACCAUCAGACCAUUCUAAAGGACAUCAUCCAUCUACCCCAGAAAGUCGACACGAUAAAGUAAAUCGGACUCGAAACUCUCCCACAAGAUGGCUUCCUUCAACAUCUAGAGACGAUAAUACCUCCACACUAGAGGCAGGUUGUUCAUACGAAGGACAUGAGCCUGCCCCUAGUCAUAAUAAGCGACGACACAGGUCUUCGCCCCAUCGAAACGUCCGGAAACAUCGGGGUCACGGUCAGGGAGGAGGUGCAAGCCCGUCCCAGGAGUACGAUGAGGAGGGUUACAACAGUGAGGACGAGUACAAUCCUCCCUCGUACCCCACUGAUAACAUAGAAGAGCUGGAAAGAUUUUUUGAUGCAACAAUGAAAGAUAAAAAGGGAUGGGUCAUAAAGAAAAUGGCUGAGGAUGGAGCCUGUCUGUUCAGGGCAGUUGCUGACCAGGUAUAUGGGGACCAAGAGAUGCACACUGUUGUCAGGAAACUAUGUGUAGAUUACAUGGGCAAAAAUGAAGAUUAUUUUUCACAAUAUAUCACUGAAGAUUUCAACACAUAUCUAAACCGCAAGAAAAUGGACCAUUGCCAUGGAAACCAUGUUGAAAUGCAAGCUAUAUCAGAAGUCUUCAAUAGGCCCAUUGAAGUUUACCAGUAUAGUAUAGAACCAAUCAAUACAUUUAGCUGUACAUACAAAACAGAGAAUGAACCAAUCCGGAUUAGUUAUCACAAAAACACCCACUACAACUCAUGUGUGGACCCAUGCAAGGCCACCAUCGGGGUGGGUCUGGGACUGCCAGGCUUCCAGCCAGGGCUGGCAGAUAAGAAUCUUAUGGGGGAUGCAGUUAAACAAUCAGAAAAAUUUCAUUUAGAAAAGUGUAUGUUGGAGGACAAGCUUCGUGAGACUGACUGGGAGGUGACCCAGGAGACCAUAGAGGAGCAAGUGGCCAGGGAGUCCUACCUACAGUGGCUCCGAGACAAUGAGACUCAAGCACGCAGACAGGACACACCCAAGUCCGCGAGUGCAACAUGUAGUUCUUCCUCUGAUGCUAUGUAUAUGAAUACUCCUGCUGAGCUGAGAGUUGGACGUUCACCACGGGCAAGAAGUAACCCCAAUUCAGCACAAAACAGUCCCCAGCGACCUGAAGGGCUUGACCAGGCCUCACCAAAACCUACACUGCCUACCCCUGGUGCAGGAUCUCCUCAGCCCCAGAGUGAUCACUCUGUAUUAGGGGCCACAGCUGGACCUGUACAAGGUGCUGUGGGAGGGAACCCCAACUUUAAAGAAACCAGUUCACUCAUGAACCAGUACCCAUCUAACAUGUUUGGUUACCCAGAGUGGAACGAGGAUGACAUUCUAGCCCAAGUGAUGGCUCAGUCCCAGCAAGAAUACUUCGACUCGUUGAAGAAAAAUGCAGCUGCUUCCUCUUCAGUCUCCUCUUCCUCCUCGACCUUCCUCACCACAUCUUCAUCGCCAUCAUGGUCCGGCCCCAGCGGCAGUGGUCUGACUUUCAUGAGUAAUCCUUCAAGUUACCAGGGGCCCAACAGCUAACAUAUACCCCAAGGACUUGUUAGGAUUAGUCAAUUAUUUCAUUUGUUUAGUUGAUGUCCAAUGUAUAUGAUCAGAUUUCAUUUAUCCCUUUUUUUAGCAAACAGUUUUAAAAAACAUAUUUUUGAAAAAGAAACACUCAAACUCCAGUUAGAAUUUUCGAAAAGAUUUGAUGUUGAUGCUCUCCAUUUUGUAAAAUAUCUCUUCAGAGAAGGUUCAAGUGAGAACACCACACCUAAUAUUUGUAAAAAGAAAUUGUGGCUAAGGUAGCAGGUAAACCACUCCGUUUAUACAUUUUGAAUUGUGAAAAAUAUAUCUGUUUUGCAUUUUCAUUCUGUAUGCACAUAUCCAGUCAUAGAUUUAUUGAGUGCAAAUAUCAGUGAACAGUUUGGAUGUUGUCUCAAACACACAAAUCCGUUUUUUAGCUCACCUGACCUUAAAUGAGCUUAUGCCGUGGUAAAGCGUUUUGUGAUCUUCUCAUUUAAAAGACUACUAGUCAAGAAUAGCUCAAUGGAUUUAAACUAAAUUUAGUGUGGAGUCUUAACAUCCUCAACCCAAGACUAUAGGACAUAAAUUCAUUUUAACAACAGGUGUGGUCCCCCUGGUGAAAAUGGACAGGGUCCAGUUGGGGGGAAAAUGGGUAAACCCGUAAAACUCCUUCUACUUCGGUACAUGUGAAGGGAUCUUGUAUAGAACAUAUUAAGUUCAAAAGGGCUCUGUAGUCCGACACAAGACUGGACAUAACACAUAAAAGUGAAAAUAGACUACACCCAUUAACAUGGUAAUGGUGAUCAUAGGAUUUUAGUCCUAAUAGAGGAAUAAAGGUAAUGUUUUAAAGACUUUAUUACUACAAUAUUUAUAACUAUGAUUUUUCUCAACUUAUACCAUUUUUCUCUUAUAGAUAUUUUGUAUUCAUUUGAAUCUACUAAGAGCAGUAGAGCUAUUCAGGCCCCUAGGCAUCCUGUCACAGUAAAAGGAUGAAAUAUUAAAUUCAGAAACUACAACUGUAUCUUGAAACAAAUUGGUUCAAACUAUACUUUAUUAGUUAUAUGUCUUGUUGAGAAUUUCUCAGACAUCCCAACUACAAUAUAAAGGUGUUUUUUUAGCAUAUGUACCUAUCAAGUUUUCAGUUUUAAAGCUGGGAAGUGUGGAUGAAAAUUAAUAGACGCUAUAACUGCUGAUGAAUACCUGUUUUUGUACCAGACUCGUUGAGUGUUCUAAAUUUUAAUUGAAAAUUUGGAUGUGAAUUUCUUUGCAAUGUUAGUUUCUUUGACAUUGCUGCCAUUGUUGUUACGAUGUACUCAAUCAAAGGGAGGUAAGUCUGUAUAUUUAUAAACACUCUUGAAAAUGAGGAUUUUUUCUCUAAUAGUAAUUUGUUUUUCAGUUAAUUCUUUGGAAGAUUAUAUUGGGUCCUGAAGUUUUUCAUUAAAUACAGCAUGUUUUGUACAAUGCUGAUUGCUAUAUAUCUGUUAACCCUGCCCCCACCCCUACCCCAGCAAGAAUGAAAAGUUAACAUUACAAGGAGAGUCAUAACAAAAAGGACAUCAUUAAUAAUAUAAAGUCACACAAGUUGGAGUUGUUUAAGAUUUUUUUUGUAUUUUCAAGUCUUCUGAUUGGGCAAAACGUGAGCCUGUGCAAAAUAUUAAUCUGUUACAGUUGAACCUUGUUCAACCGUUUUUCUUUGAUUCAAGCGCUUGUGGCAAUUUUUUUAUUUUCAUAGACACAAACCGUAAUCAUAUAGUUGAAUCUGACAAUAUUUAGUGUUACCCCAAACCUAAUAAACACAUGUAUCCCAUUAAGGGUCAUUUGCAAAGUAUACAAUCUAUAAAAUUAUUAAAGAAAUAUAAAUGAUCUGCAAAAAUCCUGUUUUGUUUGUCUGGAAUUUGUUUAAUCUGGUAAUUUUCUCAAGAAUAAUAAAGUUGAUAUGUAUAUAUUUUCCAUACAUAAAUGAUAUUAUCUUUUUUUCCGCAAAAAAAAGGUUUGGGUAAUGUAAAACUGGAAUACUUUUGACCGUUUGUUCUGUAACAGGUUUAUGUAUGUAGUAAUGUUAGUUUACCACUGCUAUGUAAAUACAUUCUUCAAGUUUAUCAUCAGCUGAAGAGAUUUACAACAACCUGUAUCUGCAUUUAUACUUAUGCAUGCUUCAGACUGUAUCUGUGUGAGAAUGAAUUCACUUCGUCUGUUUCUGACUCUGUCUGUUGGUGAAAGGGUGAAAUAUUUUUGUGUUUAUUGACUGUGUAUAGACGAAAUAACUACCUGUUUCUUCGCUGUGUCUCAGAGCAGCAAUGAAAUAGGUUUGUGUGUUUCGUGACUGUGUUUAUGUGAAUGUUAGGAUAAAAAGUCUUCAUAACAAGAGUAGAGGGUUGAUUGAGCCCAUCGUCUGAUCAUGGUGAUGAGUGAGUACCGAAGCGAAAUCAACCGUGGGUAUCCGACGAUGGAUUGAGCCUUUUAAGUCAGCAUAUAAAGGCAUCCCAAAUUGUUAGCCUGUACAUGAUCAUUCUGCUAUUUUGGAUAUUAAAAUUAGCAUUCAGAGAGAAAUAUUGUGAUGAUUAGAUAUAGAUUAGCACUGUCACUCUACAUAAAGAGAGAGAAAGGUAUAUUUCCAUAUGCUCUAUAUAUUUCCAAUAUUCGUAAUUCAACAUUUCUAGUAAAGUACUACAUACCCAACUACACGUAUCUCAAAAUAGUUCAUUAAAGUAGUAUCACACAACUUAUAAACAUAAAACAUUUCCAAUGAAAUAACACUACAUCCCAAACAAUCUCAGAACCUUAACUUGAACACUGCUGGAAUUUGUACUUGUUUUAUAUUACUGUGAAAAUAGCACCGCACCUAUCAAAGAUAUAUGUGAUGUACACAUUUCAAAUCUUAACAUUUAAAAAAAUAUAACCACCUAUGUAGAAUACGAGCGGUUCAAGAUGAGUGUAUAUGACACGGGAAUAACAAAGUUCCACUCGAUCAGACAUUUUCCUGCAGUGCAGGUUUAUAUUGUAUAUCCUACACUGACUACAUUUACUACUUGUUAGACUAGGCACCCAACACAUAGUCGUUUUUAAAGCUUUCCUAAGUUCUGGCUCUUCAAUUUUUGACGGAUCUGUUGAUAAUAAUCCACAAAGUGAGAUAGAAAUAGAAUCUGAUAUAUGGUGACUUUACAAAGUCAUUGUUAUAUCUUAAGUUAUUUUGAUUAUUUCCAAAUUUAUUUUGUAUUUAUUGCCAAACAGUCGGUGAAAGCUGAUGAAUUCUGAUUAUUUGUCAAAAUAUAUCCUGUUUAACAGUAUGCAAGUGCUAAUUACAAUUGUAUAAUGUUUAUACAAUGUUGAAAUGUAUGAUUUAAAUUGUCAUUUUGUUGUAUGGAUACAUGUGAAUUUAAUUAUAUUACAGUACUCAAACCUUUGAUCGUGUGCUUUAGUCUUUUCAUAUUAAUUUAGUAAAAUUCUGUUGCAUGCAGUUACAGAGUUUGAUGAAAAUGGUACAAAUAUCAGCUAUAACACUGUCAUUUUCUAAUGAUUGAGUGGCAGACAUUUCCGCAAAAAUGUUGAGAGAUUGGACACAAGGAUAGAGUGCUUAUUUUACUAAUUAGGUGUGAGUGUGGCCCCAUCCCCCUUGCUGUUUAUAGGAUUUGUUUUAUCAUUUCUAACUGAUGGUUUCUCUGUAAUCAUAUUUGUCUUUGAUCAGUUUUAAUUGUCUUGUUUAUUUCUUUGUAUGUUUGAUAAUGCUAUGUAGUCGCUAAAUUUUAAUAAUUCUGUGAAUUUUCCCAUUUAGCAUGCUAUGUAUGUUGGCAACCAUUGGCAAGGUUGGGUAUAGAAAUUUUUUUGGUGAUUAUAAAUGUGAAGUAUUUAAAAGUUUUACGUCCUUACUGUGGUUAAAUGUUUCUUUAUGUUUACAAGAACUAUUUAUUUUGAAUGUGUGAUAUAUACAGAGCCAGCCAUCCCCUAAUACAGCACAUAGAUCAAACCAACACUGCUGCAUGCUCCUCUUUGUGUUUUAAUCAGUUUUGCCACCCGAUAUAUUAUACCUGUGAUUGCGUUUGAUCCAUCUCGGUUCACUCAUUGAGUAAUUGUCCUACUACAGUGUUAUCGUUGCAUACCUUUUUUUGAGACUUUAACACAUUGUCAGUUAAGCAAAACAUUACCAGUCAUAGGUAUAUGUUACAGGUUUUAGAACAUUUCAAGCUUUUAUAUUUUUUGGAAGGUCAAUUGGUAUCGCUGUACGAUAGUAAAAUCCUUUUUCAAAUGUAAACAUCAUUAAUAUUUUUGGUAAAAUGCUGAAUUUGUAGCAAUAACAAAGAGGGAGGCAACUCUGGAUGCUAGUAUUCACUUGUCACUUGCAACCAGUUGAGGUUUUAAACUAAACAUUGUAAAUCCAUGAUGUGCUGUUUGUGGAAGGUGGCUGUUUUUUCUGAUAUCUGUGAUCAUUCAAGUCUGGCUUGAGUUAUCAGUGCUAUUUUUGAUAGGUCCGACAGGGAACAACUACAAUGUUGGGUGAUAUUUGGUUAAAUCACAUAGUUAGAACUUUACUUGAUAAAUGAGUAACUUAUGUCUGUACCACCAAUUUUCUUGGAGCUCAGCUUGCACCAUCUUAUUAGUUGAGUUGUUUCCUUGCUGCUUUUGCAACAUGGUACUACAGUUAUGUUUGCUUGUAAUAUAUAAUUUCCUUGACUUGGCAAUGAAAGUUUACAACAAAAUUAGGAAGCUGGUUUUUGAUGAAUUCAAUUUUAACUUACUGGAUGUAAAAAAAAUCUACAAUAUAGACAAAAAAUGAAAUUGUUUUUGUCUCAUGAACUACUGUAUAUAUAUAUUGAAUAUAAUUUGAAUGUCUUUUGUUCAACUAUUGUUUUUUCGCAGGUUUUACAAAGGAAAUAAAUUUGACACAUGCCCUUGUGGUUACACAUAUUCUCAAGAUUGGUUUGAACUACCCAAUGCAUUUCUUUUAAUAUUGUAUACUCUUGCAUGUUCACGAGAUAUGUUUAUGAUCCAUGAUGGAAGGGUAGGAUUGUGUCCCCUGUCGGCCAGUCAGUGACAGCCAUGUUUUGUAUGUGGACAUGUGUCCAUUUGUAUUUGUUACUUCCCACAGAGUCGGGCACGGUGGGAUAAAACUGUUAGAAAGCAAUCUAUGUCACUUAAUCAUGUACUGAGGACAAAUAAAGUUCACAUUUCAGUA
Molecule: messenger RNA, 6926 nt
Organism: Mizuhopecten yessoensis (Yesso scallop)
Lineage: Eukaryota; Metazoa; Mollusca; Bivalvia; Pectinida; Pectinidae
Product: OTU domain-containing protein 5-like
Exons: 10
Coding region: 185-1771 (528 amino acids)
Biological process (GO): protein deubiquitination
Molecular function (GO): cysteine-type deubiquitinase activity; K63-linked deubiquitinase activity
Source: RefSeq, a predicted model, not a curated record